AUGGAAAAAGACAGUGAAGAUUCCGAAGUGCCUCUACUUGAUCAAAGCACCAAAAGCGAUGGCGUGGGCCCGGCUAUGACGUGCCCCUGCCGUAAUGCCUCUACCCCUAUUCGAUCGUGGACAAAAGCAAUUUUACUUGUAACAUUUUCGUUGUUAGUAUACAUUGCUGUACUAUUGACGAUCAUUGUUGUAAACGGUACUGCUCAACCAGUGCGAAAGGAGUUAUCUUUGCCAAUGCGUGACCGCUUCACGCUACCGAGAGAUCUUCUAGAGUUUGAGGAGAGGCAAGGCUGGUACGCGCUUCAGCAUCCAUGGAACCAGGGGCCGUCUGAUGAAGUUGAUAAAUUAUGGGGUGAUAUGUUAUAUGCGCUUAAUAUCCGGAUCAAAAAGGAGGAGGUAGACUUCCUUGGCUUAAACACAACGAACCGCGUCCAGCUCAAUGGGGGCGACUAUCUUGGAGUGAUAGGAGGUUAUCAUCACCUUCACUGUCUCAACAACAUGCGCAUAGCGAUACACUGGGAUUACUACAAAGAUAAGUACGGGAACUACAGCCGCCAGGAAGUUUUCAGUAGGGAACACUCAGACCAUUGUAUUGAUACGAUCCGACAAGCGCUGAUGUGCAACACGAACACCGAGGUCCAUACCGCAGAGUGGCAGGAUAGAGCUCAUGAGUUAGGAGACAAGGAGUUAAGCGGACAGUCUACGACUACCUGUCUGAAAUGGGAGAGUCUUGACAAGUGGGCGCGUUCAAGGGCUCUCAGGCCCGGAGAAUAUACCUUCAGGCCAGGCCCGUAUUAUGGGAAGAUUUAUGACUCCUAAGAUUUGAGUGCUUAUCGAAUAAGGGGUGGCGCAUUGAAACAGCGAAUUAGGUUUACUAUUAACGGAGACUUUUAAGGUGCUCGAAGUGUUUUCUUGGAUUAUUCUAUCUUUAUCUUCAUCGUCGAUAGUUCAAAACUACUUUAUAGGUACUCGAGUUGUCAACAUCGAGAUUUCUUACGACUUUUCAUGUUCUUCUAGGACCGUGAAGAUCGUCGAGAUAUACCU
Messenger RNA from Annulohypoxylon truncatum, 1044 nucleotides. RefSeq lists its product as uncharacterized. The transcript has 4 exons. NCBI's taxonomy places the organism in Eukaryota, Fungi, Ascomycota, Sordariomycetes, Xylariales, Hypoxylaceae. Gene Ontology annotation, biological process: mycotoxin biosynthetic process. The record is from RefSeq and is a predicted model, not a curated record. Bases 1 to 819 code for a protein of 272 amino acids.